Messenger RNA from Stomoxys calcitrans (stable fly), 4395 nucleotides. RefSeq names its product F-box/LRR-repeat protein 16. Gene Ontology annotation, molecular function: protein binding. The transcript is spliced from 6 exons. The record is from RefSeq and is a predicted model, not a curated record. The coding region runs from base 1507 to 3660 and encodes 717 amino acids. Lineage: Eukaryota; Metazoa; Arthropoda; Insecta; Diptera; Muscidae.
CGCUGUAAUGUUCGGUUAUAAAAACGGUCAAGAAAUCAUAGGAAAUUUUUAGAAUUAAAGCAAAUUUUUCAUUUAAAGUGAAAAAGCAAACAAAAAAAAAAAACACACACACACAGGGAAACCUCAAAGCAUAACCGAAAAAAUCGGCGGAAGUGUAUAAGAGUGCAAAUAAGAAGUUUAAACGCAAAGAAAAUAAAUACAAAAUUGUGGUGCUUUAAUUGGAGCAAAGCAAACAAAAAAAGAAGAGUUUCUAAAGGAAAAGAAAAAUAAAGGUGAAAAAUUAUAAAAAAAAUCCUAAGAGCAUAGAAAAAUCGAAAAUUUAUAUCAGAAAAUCAAGUUACACAAAAAGUAAUAGGAAAAAUAAUUUUAAAGGUGUUGUAUAAAGAGAAUUUCGCCUAACGAAAAAGGAAAACAACAAAAAUUAAGGAAAUUCCUAGAUGGUAAAAAGCUGGUAUGCUCGAAAUUGUUGUUUUGUGAAAAGCGUAAGAAGAAGACUUAGAAGAUAAGAACGAAAACGGAGAACUCCACCAAACUCCACUAUCCUCAACAUACGAUGUGGAUGAUUGUCCUUCCUUACAGCGAAUAAGUGAGUGAGUGAAUGAUUUCAGUUCGCCAAGGUUAUCAACGGUAGCGAUGAAAACGUAAAACCUCUUAAAAUUUUCAUUUGAAGCACGGAGAAAGAGGAAUGGAUUCGGCCUUAAUGCUUAUAAGCUGAAAAUAAUCACCAAGAGUUAUCACAUUAAGUGGAAGACAAAAAGAUUUUUAUGUAUAGCUGGCAACUGUGAAACGAUUCGCAGCACUUAACGAAAAUAAAAAAGAGGAAAUCGAAAGUGAGAACAAUUGACAAGUAGAAAGAGAGGCAGCCAAGCCAUUGAAGAGUUGUUAUUCUUAAGUGGCAUAAAGUCGUCACGGAAAUAGUUUUAAUCAAGAGCACGGUUCGGGAAAGGAGUACAAAGCAGUAGAGUAGAAAGAGAGAGGAGAGAGAGAGAGCGAGUGUGUGAAAGUGAAAUGCUGUGAUUGUUAGAAGUAUCCCUUUUGUACACAAAAAAAUGAUUAAUUGAAAAUAGACGACUUUCUCAGAUAGAGAAGGGAGAGAAAGAGAAAGAUUCAUCAAUCAUAGCAACAUAAAAAGAGUAAACGAUAUUCAUCCACUUACCUACCACUCAAGUUCAGACUUCCCCGAGAUAAAGUGCAAGAUCCAAGACUCACCUCAUUAUUACAGCGGUGUGGCAUUGGGGGCAACUGCUGCUUAUGACAGCUUCUUCACAGAUUUAGCUGGGAGUAGUUUAUUUUUAUCAUCAUCUCAACUUGCUGUGGUGUGUUUGCCAUAAAUACAACUCUUAUGAGAUUAUCAAGGCAUAGCUGGUCUUAACACGUUCGUGUUUCUUUAAAUUUUGGGUUUGUUUUGGUGGAUUUUUGUUUUUUGAAUUAUCCAAAUACAUAUUUGAGGCGGUUGUGCUGCGUAAGCAUUAAAACAGCUACAAAGUGAAUUUAUUUCAGCAUACCAUGUCCUCAAUAUCGGCGCAAGGCGUGGUCGAACGUGCCUCCGCUGAACUAUCCAAGCGUAUAAAUGGCCUCGGCUUGCGUUCGAAACACCAUCAUGGCAGCAGCAGCAGCAACAACAGUAGUAGUGGUGGUGGCAGCAACAACAGCAGUUCCACCCCUGCCAACAGUGGCUCAAAUAGCAACCAAAACAAUACAAGCGGAGGCCCCAAUACCACUUCCUCCAAUAGUAACUCCUCGACAAACUCUUCAAACUCGUCGUCCGCCUCCUCGUCCGUGUCCUCUUCGUCGUCGUCGUCCUCGUCCUCAGCGUCCUCGGGAACGGGUAAAACUUCGGUAAUGGAACGUGUCACCAAUGCCCUAUGCGGUGGCAAUUCUAACUCGAAUGCCAACGCCAAUGCAAAUUCCAACCAAACCCAAAAUAAUUCCAAUCUAACAGCCACCACUAACAGUACAACCGGACAGACCACACCCGACAAACCCACACGUGCGGGUACCCUGAAUGCGGGGGCACAGCAACAACAGCAACAGUCCGCACAGUUACACUCUCCCCAGACGCUGGUGCAGCACCACACAACGACAGUGACCAGCUAUCAGCUGCUGCAGCAACAGAAAUCGCAACAGCAGCUGCAACAACAUCAACAGUAUUUAAGUUCACAGAUAGCGAAUUCGACGCUGAUCAAUUCGAAUCUGAUGAAUACCACCCCACCCACGGUGCCGAACAUUCCAAUGGGUGCCCCACCCACACCCACGGUGAAUUCCAUAGCCAAGCAAAUGAAUAUCACCAUACCUGGAUCUCCACAAUUCACCACCAUGGGCAUGGCGGCAGCUCAAAAGUCACAAAGUGUUACCCCCUUGCAGAUGCGCAAACAGUUACCCAAUCCCCAUAUGCAUCAUCCGUAUGCAGGAGCCUCGCAGGCGGCCACCCAGCUGGCCCAGGCCGUCACCCAGUCGGCAUUGAUAUUGCCCAAAUUACCGCCGCCAGUGACCAGCAUUGAGAGUCUAAUGAUGGAUGAGAGAUUUUUGAAUAAAUUCUUUUUGUAUUUCACCUCCUACGAGCGCCGGGUUUUGGCCCAGGUGUGCAUGAAAUGGCGUGAUGUCCUCUAUCGCAGUCCCCGCUUUUGGUCUGGGCUUUUGCCCACACUACAGUGUCGAGAGCUAAGGCAAAUCAAUGCCACCGAUCGUGUGAAACUUUUCAAUUCGCUGAUACGAAGGGGUUUUCAUGCUUUGGCUUUGGUGGGUGCCAACGAUGAUGACGCCUACGAUGUGGUGCAUUCGUUUACACUGGCAUCGAAACACAUACAUUCGUUGUCGCUAAGAUGUUCCUCAAUAUCGGAUCGAGGCUUGGAGGCGUUACUGGAUCAUUUGCAGAGCCUAUUUGAAUUGGAGUUGGCUGGUUGUAAUGAGGUCACUGAAGCUGGCCUCUGGGCAUGUCUGACACCGCGCAUUGUUUCAUUAUCCUUGGCCGACUGUAUAAAUAUUGCCGAUGAGGCAGUGGGUGCUGUGGCCCAGCUAUUGCCAUCCUUAUAUGAAUUUUCACUGCAAGCUUAUCACGUCACCGAUGCAGCUUUGGGCUAUUUUUCACCAAAACAAAGUCAUAGUUUAAGUAUAUUACGCUUACAAUCGUGCUGGGAACUAACCAAUCAUGGUAUCGUUAAUAUCGUCCAUUCAUUGCCCCAUUUGACAGUUUUAAGUUUAUCUGGCUGCAGUAAAUUAACAGACGAUGGCGUUGAAUUGAUAGCUGAAAAUUUACAAAAAUUGCGAGCAUUAGAUCUGUCGUGGUGUCCCCGCAUAACGGAUGCCUCCUUGGAAUACAUAGCCUGUGAUCUUAAUCAAUUGGAAGAAUUGACAUUAGACAGAUGCGUUCACAUCACUGAUAUCGGUGUGGGUUACAUCUCUACCAUGCUCUCGCUGACUGCGCUAUUCCUACGCUGGUGUUCGCAGGUGCGAGAUUUUGGCCUACAACAUCUAUGCUCAAUGCGUAACCUGCAAGUACUCUCAUUGGCCGGUUGUCCUUUGCUCACGUCAUCGGGUCUCUCGAGUCUCAUACAGCUGAGGCAUUUGCAAGAAUUGGAACUUACCAAUUGUCCGGGUGCAUCACAGGAGCUCUUUGAAUAUUUAAAAGAUCAUUUGCCACGAUGUCUGAUAAUUGAAUAAUUGUCUUGACAUCUAAUUGAGGAGAAUACAAUUAAGUUGUCUAUUUUUUGCUUUCAUUUUCAUUAUUCAAAAUUCAAUUUUUAUUAUUAUGAAUGUACUACUAUAUUUUUUAUUGAACAUACAUAUAACCAUUAUUUAGUUCCUUUAGAAUGCAAGCAUAAUUAUCUGUUUUGAACUUAAAACAAAUUCUUAACUAUUUAUAUAUAUAAAUGUAUGUAUGGGUAUAUUUCUUUCUGUGAUUUUAGUUUCUAAGUUUGUUUUUUCUUGUUUUUUGUUUUUACCAUUUUUAUUUAAAUUUUUUUUUUCAUAUAAAUGUUAACAUUAACCAUAUGGAAACACAAGGUCGGUCUUUGCAAGAGAUUUUCCCAAGAGCGUACUUUUGUCUAAAGCAAUUAGGUUUUUAUGCAACACUACUCCAAACGUUUAUUACCAGCUCUUUGCUUGCCAAAAACAUACAAUAACAAAAAAUCCUCCAACACAAUAUCACUCCGUCAGCUUAAAAUGUUAGAAAAUUUGAACUUUGGAUGACAUUUUCUAAGCGCUCUUCGAACAAACUCUCUUGUUGAUGUUGUUUGUAUGCCACUUGAAGUAAUCCUUGUGUUUCUAUUCUAGAUUUACAUAUAAUAUUUGUUUGUAAUUGUUCGUAACGUUAACCAAAAAAGACACUGUACAAAAUUUACCUAUUUCAAAAAAAAACUAAAAAAUAAAAUAAAUACCUAAAACUAAUCUAUAGAA